This is a messenger RNA of Menidia menidia (Atlantic silverside), 6783 nucleotides long. The record is from the annotation of a GenBank genome assembly. Lineage: Eukaryota; Metazoa; Chordata; Actinopteri; Atheriniformes; Atherinopsidae.
AUGCAGCGAGAACACGAGGUGAAUGUAGUGAAGGAGGAGGAGGAGGAGGAGGAGGAGGAGGAGGAACAGGUAGAGGCCCACGAGAGUUGGAGGCUGAAGCAGAGAGUGAACAAAGCUGUUUUGAACGGCUCCAUUUUCCGGCAGUUUGGCUCGGAGCUGAGCAUCAGCUGCAGCGCAGAGUCUUGCUGCCAUUCUGAAAAGACGUCGGCAGCAGGCUCCCUCAGGCGAACUGCAGAUAUUCUGGUGUAAUGGGCCUCCUCGUGGUCGGAGGUCUGCUGUCAAAGCUCUGAGCUGGAAACCCCCCAGAGCUGGAAAAAAGGUUUGAAGUCAAAAUGAAGAAUCAGAAAAAAGCAAAGCCACUCCCCUCUGGACUUUUUCUGCUGGUGAGUGUGAAAAAGAUGAAAUGCUGCACACUUUACCUCCUGUGCUGAUAGAGACGCCAAAAUACGGGAACAACGGCAAAACUCAACCCCCAACAAUACAUUUCCAUUUGAUCUGAGUAGUAAUUCAGGGGUUCGAAUGUUCAUUAUGCCAGAGGACAUUAGUUUUUUUCCGACCAGAGUAAAGUCAGUCCACAGCCCUGCAGGGGUCCUAACCUUCAGACUGAGCCCCUCAAUCGCCCCUUCUCCCUGCAGCUUAGCAAACAAGUCCCCAAAUUGUCCUCCCUUCUCCUCAGCAGGACCAAAUUAUGACUCCUGUUGGUGAGUAUUUAGGUUUCCAGCCUCUCCAGUGGGGUUCACGCUGCAGGGAAGGUGACCGAAUCUCUGCCUGAAGGAAAAAGAGACACUGAAAGUAAAUGAAAAGGGGUGAUUUCCAUUUUUUAUUUCCUCUCUGGAGUGGGGGGCACAUCUUUUGUCCUCUCUUUGUCCCCUCUGCUGAUCAGACACAGUGGAGUCAGAAGGAGCAGAUGCUAUGACUGAAACUUUGAAAGGAUGUUCCUUUAAAUGUAACUGUUUUGGGGGGUUUUUUGCCUUACAUUUUGAGAAUUUGGAAGAAAGUCCCUCCUCAGAUCCGGGUGGGGGGGCUUCCCAGGGAUCAGAAAUGGAAUCUAAAAAAAAAGCUGUUUUGAUCUUUUUCCUCUUUUAAGCAGCAGGACGUCUUCAGCCCAGAAGUGCGGAUGGAUGAGGAGCGUUAUCUCCAAGACCUUCUGAGUAUUGAAGGAAAAAAAAUCAUGCCCUCUCCACCUUCAUUAACUGAAUGCCUCUAAUUACAGAGUUUCUACAUGGCUGUUUGUCACUUCCUGAAAGUGUUUUUGUCAGUGUUGAGUCACCCGUUAUGGUUCAAAGACCCGCAGUUUUUGAGCUUUUAUCUACACACUUUCUGAGUUAUGGCCUCAGUUUUACUGACAUAAUUUCAACAUAGCUUCAAAUGGUCUGACGUAUCUGACUUAGUCGGGAAGAGAACUUUAAAGUUUGACUCAUUUUUUUAGUCUUGUGCAGAGAUUACUUUUAAAGAGGGGGAACCUUAGUGGAGCAUGUUCUCCCAGAAGCUUUAAGUGAAUAUUAUUCAUUCUUUUCUUUUUCGGUCAAAUGUUAAAUUUACAUUUUGCGUGUUAUUAUUUCCCGAAGUCUCCUUUGGUCCAAUACAUAACUGAGAGAAACAAAACAAAAUGCAAUGCUAAAAAUGCAACCGCUUGCUUGUCCAUUAAAAGUUUAAUUAGACGUCUUUCAACAUGAAUCAAAUCUAGUCAUUUAUUCCAAACCUGAAUAUUUUGUUUAAUUUUACACACAAAAAAACACACUAGGAAAUCAGAAAAAUAAGAUAAUGAAUUUUCCAAACAUUAAAUUGGAACAUCAAAAUCUUUAAGGAAAAAGAAAUCAUAUUUGUUCAUUUUCACCAUUAAUAGCUUCUGCUGAGUAGUUGUUUUAUAUUAUUUCUAUAUCACAAUCAGAGACCGGCUGGAUUUGACAAAAAUAACCCUAAAGUUUUCUCCUUUUUGAUAAAAGUCCAAAUCCAAAUUGUAAAAAUCAUCUUGGACAUAUGUUUUUAUCACAGCUGUACACACUCGCUUUAAAUUAGAUUUUUAUUUUAAUUGGAAUACAUUUCUAUGGGAAGAGUUCAAAUUUCUAUGAAACAGUUGUAAAGUUUCUUUCCAAUUUGUCUUAAAAGAUAUUAUCUGACGGCUGUGACUAGUCGAGCUUGAUCUUCUCAUCGAAUCUGAUUUCAAAGUUUCCUCAGAAAACACGUAUGUCUGUGAAUUUAAGUAAUCCUUUUUAUUUUGUACAAGGGAUAUAAAACCUGUUUUGUUUGUACACAUUUCUUUCUACUUAUUUGCUUGUGUUUAUCCAUUUCUUUGGAUGCCAUCCUCUGUUCGUGAAUUGUCAGUUAUGAGUAGGGAUGGAAAUACAAGCAUAUGUUCAAGUAUUUUAAUUGAAGACUAACAAUCAUUAGCAAAGGGUACAGUCUUCACUGCCUCUGUUUUUACAUGCAUGUCCUAGAUGCACACGUGUAUAUACAGAGCUCACGUCUGCACACACACAAAUGCUGACUGUCCAACACUCCCAGCAACACACUGCCAAACUCCUUCCCUUUCUUCUCCCCUCCCUUCCAUCUCUCUUUCCAUACUGUCCCAUCAUACCUCUCUCACCCUCCUACACUUACCCCCUCUUCGGUCAGUUUCCUUUUUUUUUCUUAUUUUUAUCUCAGUUAGCUUUGCUACCUUGACAGGUGAAAUACAUUUGUGUUGCUAAAGCUUAUAAAGAAGUAAAAUGGAGAUAAAAGAAGAAAAAUAAUUCUCCCUCAAAGACGUCUCACGGUCUUAUCUCUUCACUUUCUCUUGCACUCGUCUCCCCUUGAAAGAGCUAAAACUCAUUACUCGGCUGUCAGCUGCUGCAGGAGGGAAAAAAAUCUGUGCAGCAGCUUUUAUUUAAGUUGCUGUAAUGUGCUUUAAGGCCGUGGACACCUGUGUUAUAUGUCUUGUUGCUCUUUGGGGAUGGACAGAUUCUUGCAGCUACAUUGUGGGGAUACAGACCCUUUUCUAUGCUUUUUUUUUUUACUUUGUUCAGUUUGAGUCUUUAGGUAGCUUAUCUAGUGACCGGCUUUGGGUGACCGAAUUGUGCGGUUACAAAGACGUUCAUACACUUUGUUGGGAAUGGGUGUGCAGACUGCCAUUAUUGGAAUAGAGGCCUUCAAAAACUUUGCAUUCAGGUUGAAUUUUUUAUUCAGGUGGUUUAUCUCUUAUUGGAGCUCAGCAGCAAGUAAAUAAUUGUGAAAGAUGGGGGGUGACAAGAAAAAUAAACUAAGAAGGUAUCUAUGCAUUAAAGCAUACUCCAGUUUGUGUCAAAAACAUUUCACGUUUUAAUUAUAUGUUUGUUUAUUCACACCCAGUGCAGGACACCUAGUUGGCUUCAUUUUUUUUAGCACAGAUUCACAGAAAAUCCACACAUUCAUCUUUGAAUGUAGGUGGUGCAACACAGAGGUCUCUCUUUUUUUUUAAAUCCAUGUCCACCUCUUUAAAUCUAAAAAAAAAUGCAUGAACAUGUUGUGAAAAUAUCCACGACAAAGGUAAGAAACAUAGAGAAAAAGGAACAAAGCUUUUUUGGGGGCUUGAGUUUUUUACUAAGCCACUCAUUCUUUUUGUUCAUUACUUUUUUCAGGUUCAUUUUUUGCUCACGGCUGCUGCCAUGUCAAGUAUCGUUCUGCCUCUUUCUGUUAAUAUUUUUGGCCAUGCUGCUUCGGAAGCACCUUUAGGUUUUUCUUAUAAGGCUACUGUUUUAUCCUAUGGUCCCUUUAUUCUUCCACAUUUUUUUCCACCAUGACUCCUGACACAAAGUGAAUGUAGAUACAAAAGGACUUGACAAAGAGUCCGAACAUAAUUAUAAAUGGAUCAAAACUUGACAAAAAGUUACAAAUUGCUCCGGAUAAAACACACUCAGAAUACUCACAAUGAUUAAACAUUUAUGUUUAUAAUAUGUUUAUGUAUUUAGCAGACAAUUUUAUCCAAAGCAACUUACAAAGUAGACACAAUGUUACAGUUAUCAUCACUUUGACUAUAAGUUUUACAGAGGAAAAUCCCUGGUCAGAAUCAAUGGUGACAGCAAAGGGAUAGAGGGAAGUGGUAGAGGGGGUAUAGAGGUAUCGGAAGGCGUUAUUUCUAUGAAGAGACUACAAAUGACCAUUAAAAGACAAAAGGCAACAAGAGAUAAUGAACAAUAAAGUAAUGUUGAAAGAUAAAAUACAGCUGUAUUCAGACAGUUACUGAAUAGAUACUUGAAAUAUCUCAGGUAGACAUGAAUGGCCUUGAGAUUAAAUUGCUACAAACACAAAAUUAUCACAAAGACACAUUAUAAAUACAGGAAAAUACAAAAUAACUAUAAAAACAUUUUUUUUUGUAUAAGCCGCUUUUUUAUUUAAAGAAUGACCAUUUGCUUACUUUUUCCAUACAAAGCACAAAACGGCUGAUAUAAUUUCACAGAUGGUUUGAAAGCCAUGAGGAACUGACAGAUGGUUUGGACGUACACUUUUCCAGCACAGAACUGAUGAUUUAUGAUUCAAGCUCUCAAAAGUUUGUCUCUGAGCCCUUUAAUUCUGUCAUCUGCCUUUUAGCUAUCUUUAUCUAGCUUUUCCUUUUCAUCCUUUCUUCCAUUCACACCCUCAUCUCUCUUCUUCCUCAACAUUGCAUCCUUUCUCUGGUUGCUUAUCCUCCUCUUCCUCCUUGCCUUACUCUAAGUCUGUUUACACAGGAUAAGCAACUCAAGCGGCACUCUCCGUGCUAUUUUUUACCCUUUAAGGGAGCUGGAACUGAAUUUCUGUUUCUGGUGGCCAUUUGUUUCUAACAGGAGUGUAUUUAUGUAAAACGUUGAGAAUGGCCACAGCUCAGAUUCAUUUUUCCCCCAAGCUACUGGUUCACUCACAGAAUUAGUUUUUUACAUUUUACCUGAGGGAAAAAUCCACCCAGAGACAUAAAUGUAUUAUUACUGAGCCAAGUGGACACAGGCUAACAACCCUGAAGUGUCAGCACAUCCGAGGCCUAAAGGACUAAAAACGGCAGAAAUCACUGCAAAGUAAAGCAAAACAAUUACGAAAAGCUUAUUACAUCGUAGAAAGAGGCUAAAUAACCAGGAUAGACUCAGAUCAACUGAACAGUGAGACAAAAACAGCCAUAAACGAAUGGAAAAACCACAAAAAGUAAAGAAAGCUUUUAUUUCAAAACACUGUUCAUUGGGAUAAUUGUAAUACAAAAUAUAAUCAGAGUAUGCUUUUUAAAACAUACUAGAUAGGUUUUAAAAUGGUUGAUUUUUCCUGAAAGUACCUUGCUGUCCUGGAAACGUUUCUGCCUUGAAACUGUGAAGUCUUGUAAAUGCAUUUAUCUUUUUUAUGAAUCAACUAUGAACUGUUUUCUGCGUUUUGUUGUUUUUUCUGUGUUGUGGCUAUAAAAAGGUGUCACACAAGACAAACAAACAUUGGUGUAAUUUCCACGCUGAGUGUGUUUGGGAUUUUGUAUAAAUUGCAUAUCCUUCUCUUCAGUAUGUCUUUAUCUGGUGGCAAAGGUGAAGUCCUUUCUUGAGUGGCAUCAACAAAAUCUACAAUGUUCAUUGGUUUUAACACUGUAUACUGUUGUAUUGUUGUAUAUCAAAGUUUCUAGUUUUUAUAAAAUUUAAAGUAGCUGCUUCAUGGAAAUGUGAGCUUUUUUUCUUUCUAAGAAAAAAGCAAAUAGUUCUUGAUGCACAGGUCAAAAGAAAUAUGAACACCACUGAAAUCUAAAAUCCAAACUGAAACGAUUCAAUUGAAAUAAGUUUUGAGAUCUGUGUCUGGAUUUCUCAAAUAUUUAGGUUUGAACUCAUGAAAACAGCGCGCAUUGUACAGACAUUUAAACGCAAAUAGCUUUUUAUAAGUUGUUAGGCCAAUUGGAAAUGUUAAAUCCUAAAGGAAAAUAAUGUUGUGGGGAAUUGAAGACAGUGUUACUGAACAUCUCAGCCUCAUUGAGUGUUACAGGUACGUUGGUUUACAGAACAAAAUGUUCCAGUAAUACAAUAAAGACUCAAACACCCACACUCUGGACUCCCGUUUUUGGUCAUAAAUGUGAUGUGGCACAACCACAAUCUUGGGUUUUAAAGGAGGCAGGUUGUUAUGGAGAGACGAUGACAUAAUAGAGAACCAAAAUAAGGCACUAUCUGACACAUUCACAUCCAAAAACAGCUAUUCAUUUAAAAAAAAAAAAAACACCUCUCUCUUUCUGACCUGUCAUGUAAAACUGUGGCAUUUUGGAUCUGUGGAUGAACAUAAAUGAGAUUAGUUUUUUUAUGAGACUGAUCUGUGAUGAAGCGUGUUUUCUUUUGAUAUGUGCUUCAACGCUGAACCCCAAAAUUUGUCAUAGUAAAAAAAAAAAAAGUUACAACACUGUAGUAACAAGAACUGCAGAUCGAUGCAAAUUAAACCUGUGCUGGCUGAACAAAAUAUGAAAAUUCAACAAUCUCGAACUGCAUGAUUGGCAAAAAGUCUAUAUGUUGAUAUCAAGACACAUUUCAGUGGUUCUGACAUAUUUGCUUGCAUAAAUGUGCAAUGCAGUGAUCUCUCAGCUAUGUUUCUAUCUGCUCUUUUUUUAACAGUGCAGGUGAUGUGAAGAUUGUGUGUAUCAGUGUGUGAACAGAGCUCCUCUACGUUUUCUUAAUAGUUGGAAGUUGUAUGACUACGUUUAUCUUCCUGCCUUCUGUCUGAGCUCAUUUUUUGAUGCUGCACUCCUGUUUUGUAAAUAAAUCAAACUUCCUGUUGGAACUAAUUUGAUUGUCUAUGAAAUUCUUCUGUUUUUUUCUUUUGUUUUUGGUUGAUUUAUCUUUUUACGUU